AUGAGCGCCAUAGUGCCUGCUGCGCACGCGCGUGAGGACAUGGGCGGCUGCGCGCCGUGCCGCGUAUCCUCUUUUCACCCCUGCGAAGGGGAUGGGGCGGAGGAGAAGGAGUGUAACGCGUCAUCGGGCGCAGACGCCGCCGCCGCCGCCGAACCUUUGGAUCCUCUUCGCUGCUUCAGCGCUUUCGAUGUACUGCGCGAUGUCCUUGCCGCCUGCACAUGUGCGCCAGCCCUCUCUCGCUCGACAGAAAAAGGUGCUGACUCCCCCUCGCUACUCCCAGGCGCCCCUCUGCCGUCAGCGUGGAGGACGGAGCAAACGCGGGAGGCGUUGAGGACGUUGGUGGACCUUGUCGCGGCCGACGUUGGCGUUUCGAGCGCACGACACGGGCAAGGCGAAGCACCAGAGGAGGCGGAGAUCGCCAGGUCGCGACUCAGUGUGGACGCACUGCUUUUGCACCUCACAACGGAGGGGCCAAAUCUACGGGCAGCCCUGCGCCGUCGUCGUCGUCAACUCCUGCCGAUGCCUCCGCGCGAUGAUGCGACAACCCAAUCAGAGCGAGAGGCGUGUGAUGAGGCGCACGCCGCUUGUGAAGAGGAUGAGGCCUUGGCAGCUCUCACUCGCUGCGCGGCCAGCGUUGCACUGAUCAAUCGCGACCUAGGGAGCAGUGCGCGGAAGGGCAGGAAAGCGGUGCAGACGGCUGCUAGCUGUGUGCUACAGACGCGCACGGCUCUCUCUCUUCUUCGAACCAGCUCGCUUGUCCACCAGCCUCUGCGCGCAGGGGCUGGCCACGCGGCAGCGUCUCGAUCCGCCAUCGCAGCAGCUGAUGUGUCCGCGUACUGGUGCUCGACCGGCUGCAUGGGCCUUGAUCAGGCACUAGGUGGUGGGGGCUUCCGCAGUGGUUGGGUCACCGAGGUGUACGGCGAGGCUGGGGCAGGUAAGACGCAGCUGGGGCUUCAGUGCCUCCUGCAGCAGGCUGCUACGGAUGUUUGCCACGCAGCCGUAGCCCUGGCGCUAGCCAGCGGCGCAGACUUCACGUCUCUUGCUCACAUGGCGACGACAACGGGAAUGUGCGGCUCCAGAAGCCCUGUUGUGAAGUGCAUGGAAGUUUUUGACCGCGACGCUGUCGAGGCGGCGCGCUGUGCUGUGGUGUACCUGGUUUCCGAGGACGUGCCAACCUCCCGGCUGGGGCCGCUGGCCGCCGCAGCUGUAGGGCGGGCUGUUCGCGCUGUGCGGCUUCACCCACUCGUCAAUCAGCUGCCGUCUGGUGUUGUGAAGACAGUGUGGGGCUGCGUUGAGCGCACAUGCACCGUGCCGACGGUGUUGUCCCGUCUGCAGAUUCGCCACGUCGCAUCAGUGGCGGAGGUGCUGCGGCUGUUAGAGCCUCUCCCGCAUCCACAGCUUGCCCAGGUCUCAAGGACUAGCUCUCCACCCAACGUUAUCCCCAACAGGGCCCAGAGACCGCGCAACAGCAACUUGGUUGAGGCCGUGCGUGUCCUGGCCGGCACUCACGGCCGUGCCGUGGUGGUGCUGGACUCCGUCGCGGCUGCAGUGGUGGCGGGGCAGUGGGACAUGCAAGGUGUGGCGCAGGCCGACGCGACCGUGACAGCCCUCAGUUUGCGGCUUCGGCAAGCUGCCAUGACACACAACUGGUGCAUUGUCGUGACGAACCAGGUGCGCGCGAUUCCAACGACUGCCCGUCAACGUCAGUGCGCGCUGGCGCCGAUCAAACGUGCUCGUUCGCCCACGACCUCCUCUACGGCAUCAGCACCCUCAGUGACUCGCACUGUCGUACCCGCACUUGGCUUCUCCUGGGCCUCCGCGGCACACUGUCGCGUGUUUUUGCGCAAGUCCCUUUCGCACGGUGUGCGCCAGCUUGUGCUGCGCCACGCUCCCUCGCAUCCACCUGCGCAAGCGAGCUACUUGAUUACAGAGCACGGCAUCGAGGAUGCAUGA
Leishmania major strain Friedlin is the source of this 1953-nucleotide messenger RNA. RefSeq lists its product as hypothetical. The transcript has a single exon. Gene Ontology annotation, biological process: telomere maintenance via recombination; resolution of mitotic recombination intermediates; double-strand break repair via synthesis-dependent strand annealing. The record is from RefSeq and is a predicted model, not a curated record. Gene Ontology annotation, molecular function: four-way junction DNA binding. Lineage: Eukaryota; Euglenozoa; Kinetoplastea; Trypanosomatida; Trypanosomatidae. The coding region runs from base 1 to 1953 and encodes 650 amino acids. Gene Ontology annotation, cellular component: Rad51C-XRCC3 complex; replication fork.